AGACUGAUAUCUGAAAAUCAGUAUCUAUAAUAGAAAAACUAUUUUUAAGCAGGAAAGAUAAAAUUCUCGAGAUCUAAAAGUUGCUCUCUUCUAUCUUAACAGAUAAUCGUCAGAAUGAAUAUGAAUAUCUUCAGAACGAAAAUGAAGCCUGUGUUGUAUUUGUGUUUGUUUCUUCUUGGACUUCAAGUCCAGGGUCAGUAUAGUAGGUCCAACCUCAAUGAUGAACAGCAGGAACAAAACAUGCCCCAUUCCCCAGAAGAACAUUCCCAGGCUGAAGGUGAAAACUUGGCUCAUGUCAGGAUAGCUCCCAGCAAUGCUGACUUCGCGUUUAGGUUUUACAAGCAGGUCAGAGAGGAGGCAGGCAACAAGAACAUUUUUUUCUCUCCUUUGAGCAUCUCCACUGCCUUUGCAAUGCUCUCCCUGGGGGCCAGAUCAAACACACUCAUUCAGCUGCACGAAGGCCUCGCCUUCAACCUGACAGAGGUGGAGGAGCGGGAAAUCCAUGAGGGAUUUCAGCAUCUCCUCCAGCUGCUGAAUGACCCACACCAAGAAGUCCAGGUGACCAUAGGCAAUGCCCUCUUCAUAGACAACCAACUGAAACUGCUCCAAAAAUUUUUGGAUGAUGUCACAAACUUUUAUUACUCUGAAGUUAUUUCUAGUAACUUCCAGAAUUCUGCAGAUGCUACAAAGGAAAUAAAUAAGUACAUAGAAAUAAAAACCCAUGGGAAAAUUGUUGAUUUACUCAAGAGUCUUGAUCUGGACACCAUGAUGGUUUUGGUUAACUGCAUUUUCUUUAAAGGCUACUGGGAAAAACCUUUCAACAAUUUGGCGACCAGAGAUGAUGUCUUCUUGUUGGAUACCAAGAAUUCUGUUAAGGUCAAAAUGAUGCAUGCAUAUAAAUACUUUAAUAUCCAUAGAGAUGAGAAGUUGUCUUGCUGGGUAGUAGAAAUCCCGUACAAAGGAAAAGCUACUGCAUUGUUUGUUCUGCCUGAUGAAGGGGCAAUGAAGCAGGUGGAGGAUGCUCUGCUAAAAGAAACAGUAUCUAAUUGGAUGCAAUCACUUAAAAAAAGAAUCAUCUACCUGGACCUUCCAAAAUUUACCAUCUCUGGCUCCUAUGAUGUUAAGAGCCUUUUUGAGAAAAUGGGUGUGACAGAAGUGUUCAGUGACCAGGCUGAUCUCUCUGCAGUGGCAGGAAAAAGUCUUUUGAAGGUUUCUAAAGCAAUUCACAAGGCCAUGGUAGCUGUUAGCGAGAACGGCACAGAGGCUGCUGUAGUGACUGUGAUAGAAAUGGUAACAACAUCUGCAUUUGCAGAGUUUUCUCUUCCUCCUCACAUCACAUUCAACAGGCCUUUCCUGAUUAUGAUUUUUGACAAAACCACCAACAGCAUCCUCUUCGUGGGGAAAAUUGUGAACCCAGCUGCCAUAGAAGACUAGGCCAGAGCACUUGCACUCCCAGUGCAAAGAAGAUCGUGUGUGCACAUCUCAGGGACUUCUUUGCAAAAAGUGACUAGAAUUGGUCCCUAAUCAACAAAUAAAUAAAUGUAACAUGAAGUGUUCUUCACUUAGAAGCAGACAGCUGGGGACAAGCGUAAGUGGGCCAUGUUUCAAAAUGUCCCAGGCCAAAUAGGCAGCCAUGGGAUCUUCAGCAAACCUUUCCCUACCUCACCUACUCAUCACUGGUGCCACACAGUCCCUUGCAUGCAGAUAAACCUUCCUAUUCCUGUCUGAGAAACUCCCUAUGUCUCCCAUUUCCUGCAUGUCAAGUCCUCAGUACAGAAACCACAAAUCUAUAGCCCUUCUGCUGAGAAACCAUCCUUUUCCUCCCUCUCAUUCCACUGUGAAUCCCUGGAGAAGUCUCUUUCCUCUUCAAAGCCCUUCCAGGGCUCAGUGACUGAGAGUGGAAAAAGAAACUUCUGAUGCUUCUGAGUAAAUAACUUCCAGCUAAUGAUGUUGCCCUCCACCUGCUUCUGCAAGUUAGGCUGAUGAGUGCUUCCAAGAGGUUCCUCUCCAUUAGAUGAUGUUUGGGGUGCAGCAAGGUGACUCGGACAUCUUCCUGAGCACUGAAUAGACAGAAGGUGGUGUUACUACCAGCACAAUGUGAACUGAGAGCUGUGCUGUGGCAGAUUAAUUUCAUUUAUUUACAAUUAAAAAUAGAGUAGGAUAGUAAUAAAGACAUAAUUAAAAACACCUUCCUCCCACCCCUCCCUUCUUCCCUGGCUCAAUUUUAUUCCUAACUCCUCAACCUCCUCCCCCUGAGUGAUGCAGGGGAAUAGGGAAUGGGGGUUGUGGUCAUUUUAUAACACUUAAUC
Molecule: messenger RNA, 2309 nt
Organism: Columba livia (rock pigeon)
Lineage: Eukaryota; Metazoa; Chordata; Aves; Columbiformes; Columbidae
Product: alpha-1-antitrypsin
Exons: 4
Coding region: 115-1434 (439 amino acids)
Biological process (GO): negative regulation of endopeptidase activity
Molecular function (GO): serine-type endopeptidase inhibitor activity
Source: RefSeq, a predicted model, not a curated record